UUCCGUUUCCCUCUGUUCCGUUGUCACCAUUUUCACACAAAAAAAAUCGUCAGUGAGUUGAUGAUAGCUAUGUACCAUGCUAGUUACCUUUACUGUUAGAUUUCUGCUUAUCGUACAUAUUUGGUAACAUUCCGGCAUGGACAAACGAGUCAAGAAGAGUACAGCCAGUACUGGUCCCCCACUUCCUCUCUCCUCUUUGCGACUAUUGGUUUCUCCUCUGCGGCUGAUGUAUUCCUUUGUAUGGCAUGUGGUGAAUCAACGAAAUGUGAUGCAUUAUGGGAAGGUCGAGGAAUUUGUAACUGUGGUGACUGAAGCUGUUCCAAAGUUGCUGAGUUACAAACAGAGGGCUCAACUCAUCCUGGGCCUGAGAGCAAGGAUGAUCUUGGAGUUGUUCCGCAAGGACCCACCCAACCUUCAGGACAUCCAACGUCUCCUGGAAAAGAUGAACAUCUUGGGGCAGCAAGAUGCAGAAGUGGAGGAGUCGCAGGCUAACUUUGUGGCGCUGGUCCAAACCCUGCUGAAAAACCCUUAUGAGAGGAAGCACUUCUUCCAGGAGGAGUUCCAUACACAGUAUGGCUCCAAGUAUGACACAGCACUGCAGGCCCUUGUGGGAGGCUUGGUCCUCAGACUGGAACGGCUGCUAUCUGUGCCAGAUCUCUCCCAGAUAGCCUCCAUUAUCAGUGCUGCCCCCUCUGACCUGGAGGAGUGUGGACAGUCUGUGUCUGACCCUGAGCACCUGAAGAUCCUCCUCCAGCACCAGAACCUGCUAAAUAAGAUUCAGUUUGUACCGGUCACAUCUUCUGUGGGUGACUGUGUGCUGUCCUCGCUGUCCUUCCGCCUCACCUGUGGAAUGCCAUCAAUGGAGCCAGAUCUUGACAAGCCAUCAGAAUCAUUAGAAGCCGCUCUAAGCCUCAUGAACCCUGCCUCCUUCAGUGACUUGGAGGAUCUGGGAAUGAUGUCAGAUGACUCUGACCAUGCUGGAGAAGAUAGUACUGUAGAGAGAGAAGAGGAUGCAGUGCGUGCCGGUGAAGAAGAGAAUGCACUUCCAGAGAGCGCCGUGGUCUGCUCUUGUCCUCAAGGUGUUAGUGGACUGGUGGGAGGGGCACCAUCAAAAGGGGCACCAACAGUAAGGAGCAUGCUGCAAACGAUGAGACAGCAACAGCUUGUAUCACUGAUGAAUACUUCCAUCACUGAAGCCUCUCCUUCACAGAUAGUCAUCCCUGCUACGGAUAACCAGCCGGUCGAGCUGACGAGUGUCGACCAGUGGGUCCCCCAUAUUGCCAGUUACACUUUAUCGCUCCAUUCCUUGCCACCCCUUCCACAAAACGAUCAUUUGGACAAGGAGAUGGAGUCUGCCGACACAGGUCUCGGGAGCAGUGUGGUGAUCGGGGGUCAGGAAACAGAGGUCGAUCUCUUUGAGAGUUCCAUUAUCCAAAGGAAGAGGCUGCAAAAGCCACUACGAGUAGCGUGCUCUAGAAAGAGAAACCCUGCAACCAACUCCUGCCAAGAGUGUGGGAAGCGUUUUCUGUCUCGGGGACGGCUGGAGGAUCACCUCCGCAUACACACCGGAGAGAAACCUUUCAAAUGCACCGAUUGUAGCAGGUUCUUCAGGACGUUGGCACUCCUGACCAACCAUAUGAAAAUUCACUCUGAUGUGCGGCCCUUUAGCUGCGACGACUGUGGCAAGUGCUUUCGGAGAAAGGUUGGCCUUCAGAAUCACCAUCGCGUCCACACGGAUGCGAGACCAUACAAAUGCACCAUCUGUGGAAAGGGUUUCACCCAAGUACAGUACUGCAAACGACACAUGGAUUGUCAUACAAGUGAGAAUACCUAUUUCUGCACUCAUUGUCCGAAGAGUUUUCCAACCCAAUUCCAGCUGUCUGCCCACCAGCGCUGGCACACCACGGACCGCCCGUACGCCUGUGAGCAGUGUGGGUUGCGCUUCUUUAUGCCAAGCUUGUUAAAGAGACACAUGGGCUACCACAUCGGGAACCGCCAGUUCCUGUGUGCCCAGUGCGGAAGGACCUUUGUCUAUGAGUUUGACCUAAAGAGACACCAAAAAGACCAUGACCCCAGUCCCAAACUCCCCUGCCCUGUCUGCCAGAAGAUGUUUGGCAACAACAGCCUACUCCAGGCCCACGUACGCAGGCACUCUUCAGAGAAACCUUACAGAUGUGACAUAUGCGACAAGACCUUUAAAGACAGCGGGGGCCUCCGCAUACACAAGCGGGGGCUGCACUCGAACGAACGCCCUUACAGCUGCGACGAGUGUGGGAAGACCUACAAACUACACACGCACCUGAGGGAGCACAAGUUUAAACACACAGGGGAGGGCCACAGCUGUGGCCAGUGUGGAAAAGCCUUCAGGUACCUGCGUCUCCUGAAGGCGCACGAGCGGUCGCACUCCAAGCCAUCUGAGCUCACACGGCGAAACAGUCACACCAGCCGUCGCAGGAGACAUUCUUCCAAAAGGAGUUGAUUUUCUCACAUCUGCACACCCUUUACUGGUGCUACAGUAAUAUACAACCGUAUUCAACUUUGUCAAUUCCAUCUCAUUAGCUGUAGGGUUGUUAUGUAGGGCAGCCCAGGGUUCCUCUGUGUUGUCUUAGGAAUGCUGCAUUAUCCCACCAUUCCCCCAUUCUGUCACAUCGCUGUGGUGCAGAGGGGCGACGUGAUGGGGGAUGGUGAGAUAUUUGACUUGAAUGGAGAAGAGGGUCUCUGCUGUUCAGGACUGCUACUCACGGAGUUUCGCUUUCGCUGGCCCUCUGAUCAGACAUACUGGGACUAUAUAUGCCCUUAUUACAUGAUACACAGCAUAUCAAGUACAUGUUCUAAUGUCAUUUCAAAUCAUGGGAUGACAUACAUGGUCUAUUUUGAGCAGUAGCAGUAUUGCUGUUCUAACAGCCAUGCAUACAAAACCGGUUGUGCGUCUGAAGGCUCCCAGAAAACCUGUGGACCUGCAAUUCAUAUUGUGAAUCUGUGGAAGUGUGUUCAGUGAGGUGUGUUCGGUAAACCAGUGAAACAACCACUGUCAGGUGCAGUACGCUCUCAAGAGAACGCGGUUUUUACCUGUUAACUUGGAUCAGGAUUGGGGAUCAAUUACAUUUGAAUUCGGGAUCUUUCUAAAAUAAAAUAAUUUGAGUUACUACCUGAAUUGACUGGAAUUGAUAUGUCAUUGAAUCCAACCCUGGUUUGGAUACAGUCUCAUGGCUUCUCGCAGUAUAAUCAUCAGUGUUUUAUAGUUACAUGUACAGGGUUGCAGGUGUAAUUGCGGGGUACAGUGACAAUCUUAGGGUCCGAACUCCAACAGUGUAGUUCUUCAAUUUGUGCUUCUUGCUCUAUCGCAAUGUUCUUGUUUAAUUCAAAAGCUUAUAGGCUACAUUAAUUUGUGUGUUUCUUUUGGACAUGAAACCGUCUCCAACAAGUGUGUGCCACACAUUUCCUGUUCUGCAACAUUUAUUUCCUGUAGCUGCCAUUUAAACCUUCAGAGAGAGAGAGAUGUUUUUAUUCUUCCAGAUGCAGCAUUACCCUUCUUGUAGGCACAUCAGAAAUUGUGUGAACAUACGUGUUAUGGCUAUGCUGGAGUUGUCAUUUUAUAUUUAUUUUUAUGAAUCAUGAGAUUUAUCUGGUGGAUGUCAGUUUGCCUCAUCAGUCUUUUGACAUCAACAAUAUUUUAAGGUAAGCAAUACACUAAGUUAAUUUUGUUGUAAUAGUUAUAGCUAACAAGAUUGCAACAGAAAAUAUAUAUACUUUUUGUUAAAUUUUCAUUUUUGGAUAUAAAAAAGAUGUAUUUAUUUUUGCUCCGAAAACUUUGGGGGCCUAAUAAAACCACCCGCGGACCAAAUUCGCAGGCCGCCAGUUGGGGAACCCUGCAUUAAAAUGUAUUAAUAGAACUACUUAAUAACUAUAUGCGAAUUUAUCUAACACUGUUCAUUUUCAGUAUGUGUGACUUGUUAUAGUAAGUAUCAUUUACCUUAUGCAGACUUUUAAGUAACAGUGCAAACAGAUGGAUAUAUUUUUAUGAUUCAACCUUUUCUAUCAUGCUAUGCUAUUUUUAGCCUUGAAUUAAGUUGUGAGGGAAUGAUAACCACGUGGCUGGGUAUCAUGUUAAAACAACUUGAACCAGGUCAUACACUACUGUCCCUCCCAGGAAGGAAUGCUCUUCCUGGUGAAUGUCACAAGUCUGACAAAGUGACACUAAACAUCACAAAAAACUGAAUGUACAGUACAGUGCCCUCAAAGUAUUCAGACCCCUUGACAAUUUCUACAUUUUGUUACAUUACAGCCUUAUUCUGAAAUGUAUUAAAUAUUUUUUCCCAGUAAUCUACACACAAUAACCCAUAAUGACAAAGGGUAAACAGGUUUUUAGAAAUGUUUGCAAAUGCAUACAUAAAAAAAUGAAAUACCUUAUUUACAUAACUAUUCAGACCCUUUGCUAUGACUUUGCUAUUUAACUCAGAUGCAUCCUGUUUCCAUUGAUCAUCCUUGAGAUGUUUCUACAACUUGGAGUCCACCUGUUGUAAAUGAACUUGAUUGGACAUGUUUUGGAAAGACCCACACCUGUCUAUAUAAGGUUCCACAGUUGACAGUGCAUGUCAGAGCAAAAAACAAAUGUUUGUUAGAAGUUAACUUUUUUGUAUUGAAUAAAUGUUUUUUGGUGACAUGAAAUGUGCUUAUGAUGCAUUGUAAAUUGCAUACACUCUUAGGUAAAGAGCUAUGUGGUUGCAAGUCACAAAUAAAUGGCACUAUGUU
Oncorhynchus keta (chum salmon) is the source of this 4752-nucleotide messenger RNA. Its product is annotated as zinc finger protein 530-like. The record is from RefSeq and is a predicted model, not a curated record. NCBI's taxonomy places the organism in Eukaryota, Metazoa, Chordata, Actinopteri, Salmoniformes, Salmonidae. The coding region runs from base 137 to 2479 and encodes 780 amino acids. The transcript is spliced from 7 exons. Gene Ontology annotation, cellular component: nucleus.